Molecule: messenger RNA, 3092 nt
Organism: Papaver somniferum (opium poppy)
Lineage: Eukaryota; Viridiplantae; Streptophyta; Magnoliopsida; Ranunculales; Papaveraceae
Exons: 3
Coding region: 2092-2472 (126 amino acids)
Source: RefSeq, a predicted model, not a curated record
UGAAAAAUUAGGUCUAGAACAAGGUGGUAGUUCGUUCUCAUGUCUUCUUCAAGCUAUUUCUACCAAAUCGAGAUAGAGAGUCUAAUGACGAGAAUGAGUGGUGUUGUAAUUGACUUUAUGUGGAGUUGUUUGAGAUUUUGCAGUAAAUUUCUGGCCCGAGAAAGGGAUAAAAACGAGUGUUGGUUGCUGUCUGAAUCAUGCUCUUUGAAUCGAUGAUGAAAGUAGGUGGUAUUGAUUCUGGUUCAUUAGGAAGGAUGGUUUCACAUGCGAUUUGAGUCUACAGCAACAACAAAGUCAGAUUUUGAAGAUGUUAAGGUUGUGUUCAUGGUGGUGGUUGUAAUUACGAGUGAUCAGUUAGGGAUGGUGGCUGUGUUUCAGGCGUAAAUGGAGAUGAAACCCAUUGAAUCCGAGUGUGGGUUUUACUCGCUGGAUUUGAUUUCAAUCGGGGGCUGUCAAAUUGAGAUGGUGGCAAUGUAAAAUUGUGGACGAGAAUGGAGAUAGAAUCUAACUGAAACAACAACAAUGAAGUUAUGGAUUGGCUAAGAUGGUUUCAGUUGAUGAAGAAAGGAGUUGGUGCUGUAGCCAUUGAGUUGGCUUAAUUUGUUGGGGUUCGUUUAUAUGGACUGAAACUCAAUGAAGAAAGUAACAAGAGUUAGGGUUCACAGGGAAUAGAAGCUGGAGAUUGGUAAGGAAGAUGGGGAUUUUACAUAAGCAGCUCUUGUAAACGUUCAUGGCAGCAACUCUCUGCUAGGUGAUGAUGUACAUGGUUGAAUGGGUCUGGUGUUUGUGUUGUGUAAGCAAUUACUAUGAUGUAUUCCAGUUCUUAGCCUUGAUUUGGUGCAGUUGGUGAUGAUUGAAUUAGUAGAGGAGAUGAAGAUGGUGUUGGUUCGAAUGUUAUGAACUGAAAUUCAGGGAGAAAAGAAUGGAUUGGGAAAGUCCGGUGGAAGUGCUAUGGCAGGAGUUACUAAUGCCUGAAUAUGGAGUUAGGCAGUGAUAUAUGUUGGCUAGUCUUGUAUGGGGCUGUUGCCAUCGGUUCAGGAAAUGGGAGUUGGUGCUGAUGGUCGAGAAUUAGGAGGACUGGAAGCAGAAAGUGGUGCAGUGGCCGGAAUUUGGUGAUGUCUGCAUUUGGAAACUGAAGCUGCUGCAUGGAUUGGGCUUGGCAUCUAUCAGCUGGGUCCAGAUUAACUAUAGUCCCAGCAGCACAUAUAAAUACCAGUCUCAAACUCAAGAGGGGCCGUACUCAGGGAAGAAAACUAGGGUUUGUUGUUUUACUUUUCUACUUGCUAUGAUUUGCUAAACUACUGUUAGGGUGAAAGGAUGAACUUGUAGGCUAGAUUAUUUUAUAUGUUUUGAACAAGAGUUUCUUUUAAUCAAAAUCUUAAUUUUAUGUUUGAGUAUCUCAUAUUGGUUGAUUGUUCUUAUAGAUCUUUUCAUGUUUUAUGCCAAGUAUACUACAUAACUAAGCUAUAGACAAUCCCAUUGAGACCUGAUUGAUUACAGAUUAAUGAAUAUUCUUCAACUUUGUAUGCCAUGUAUACAUAGUGUUUAAUGUUUCUACUUUUAGGUCGAGAUCAAAUAAUCCUUAUUCGAUUAUCAAGAAUUCUUAAUGACAUAUCUUCCAUGUUUAAGUAGCCGUGUGUUGCAACUUUACAUGAGUAAAAAUAGACUCUUGCGAAAGUACAUAAGUAAAACCUAGCCUAUGACGGAUUCCCGGAUCCUUAAUCUUUUCUCAUCUUGUUUGUCACUUCAAUUUAUUUGCUUAUUUCCGUAGUAUAAAGUUCUGAAAAUUUCCACUUGAAUUGGUUUUGAUUAGAAAAUUAGUUGUAUUAGUUAGAAGUAGUUUACACUCCUCGUGGGAACGAACCAAAUUUUUUAUUGUCUACAAUUUGGACACCGUGCACUUGCGGUAAAACAAAGUCGGUCUACCGACCCAUCAAGUUUUUGGCGCCGCUGCCGGGGAGUGGUUGCAAAAACUCUCGUAUUGAUAUCUUCAAUUUUCUAGUCAUAGUUUCUCUACAUAGCGUAUUUUUGUUUUUAUUUUGUUUUUAGUUCCUUUUCAUAUUUUUCUUUUCAGGAACUCUUGUUGCGGCGAUGACGUUUUAUCGGGAUAAGUCCAAGUCUCUCGGAGAUACAGAAAAUCAUUUCGUUCCAAUGGCUCUUAAUCCAUCAGUUUUCACCCCUGAUGAGAUUAUAUAUGAGAGUGUUAAUGAAUGGCAUUUUAGUUUGAUUGGAAGGCGUGAUUUAGUCCAUUUGAAGAUAUCAGUUGCUGCUGCAAAUUUGAGAAAUCAAUGGAAGCUUACAGGUCUUUGGGAAACAGAAUCUCAAUAUCUUAAGCUUAGAUUUUGGGAACGAGAUUUUAAACCGGAGCAACAAAAACCAACCAGUGCCUUUGUAUGGAUUUUAUUUCCUGAUCUUAGUAUUGAAUACUGGAAAGAAGACAUUCUUAUGUCAAUGGGUAAAGCAGUUGGUUGACCAAUUCGUGUUGAUAAUACUACUUUGAAGAAAGAAAUGGGUUAUUAUGCUUGUAUUUUAGUGGGUUGAUUUAACAGACACCAUUCCUAAUACAGUAAUAGUGGAAUCAAAGUACUGUAAAUUUGAGCAAGAAAUACGAGUUUCUGCAUUGCCAAAUUUUGUAGUAAAUAACAAAAUUGUUGGGCAUUUGGUAACAGAAUGUAGAGUGGCAAGGAAAGAGCAACAUCAAGGAAUGAAAAAAAAAAUACUCCACAAAAAGGUACAAAACAUUGGAGGUUUUGAUUUAUGUCCCCCUUAUACCAGUAAUCAAAUUCUGGAUUCAGCAAAACUUGGAGGAAUUAAAAAUGUUGCUAUAAUAUUUCCUGAUACAAGCAGUACUCCUAUUAUUCAGAAUAAGGACUCUACAGCCCACUUCUCAUUUCUGGAUAAGAUUGAAGGUGUUGAUAGGGUAAAAGUGGGAAGGAGAAGCAAGUCCAAGCCACAACAAACUCAUCCCCUUGGAGGUAAAGAGAGAGAAUAGAUCAACCAAAAAUGUAUUUCUAAAUAUCCUUUCUUUCCUUUUAUAAUAAUCUCUCCUACUCCUCUUACGAAGAAACACUCAUAAGAUCAAUAUAUUACAA